AUGGAUAGAGUCGAGGUUCAUAAACAUUUUCAAGGCGAAGUCGACAAGCUCAAGGUAGAAGAAAUUGACAACACCAACCCUGAAUACGAAGAGAAUAUUCGCAAACGAAUCGCAGCCAUUGUUCGCUACGCCAUUUUUUCUCACCGAUGGGUCAUAGGCGAGCCCACAUUUACCAACAUGAUGGGGGGAAUACCUCUGGAGCUCAAGAAAGAGAGCGGAUACAUUAAUCUGGAAAAGUUCUGCGGAAGGGCUCACUCAAUGGGGUAUAGUUUUGCGUGGUCGGACUCCUGCUGCAUCGAUAAACACAGGAGCUCAGAGCUAGAUGAAGCUAUACGAUCGAUGUUCAGAUGGUAUCGCCACUCGCAUAUUUGCAUUGCGUACCUUGGUCAAACACACAGCAUUGAAGAUAUGGGUCAAGAUCAAUGGUUUAAACGAGCCUGGACCCUACAGGAGCUCAUAGCCCCACUACACCUCAAAUUCUACACAGCAGAUUGGAAAGAGUUAUGCCCCGGACAGCCAAACGACAAAGUUCCUGGGCAACUCUUGACCAAGCUGUCUACCAUCACUACUAUCCCAGAGCACGAUAUUACCGACUUCUCUCCUGGAACGGAUAGGAUCAGUGAGAAGAUGUCUUGGGCCGGUACGCGGCGGACCACCCACGUUGAGGACGUUGCAUACAGCCUUAUCGGGAUCUUUGACGUUAGCCUCGUGAUCGCGUAUGGAGAGGGACGACACGCGUUCUUCCGUCUCAUGGAAGCCAUCAUCCAGCGGUGCAAUCACUGGGACAUAUUCGCGUGGAAA
Coniophora puteana RWD-64-598 SS2 is the source of this 801-nucleotide messenger RNA. RefSeq lists its product as uncharacterized. The record is from RefSeq and is a predicted model, not a curated record. The transcript has a single exon. The annotation marks the transcript as partial. Lineage: Eukaryota; Fungi; Basidiomycota; Agaricomycetes; Boletales; Coniophoraceae.